Molecule: messenger RNA, 834 nt
Organism: Plasmodium vinckei vinckei
Lineage: Eukaryota; Apicomplexa; Aconoidasida; Haemosporida; Plasmodiidae
Product: fam-a protein
Exons: 6
Coding region: 1-834 (277 amino acids)
Source: RefSeq, a predicted model, not a curated record
AUGAAUAAAAGAUACAUUAAGAUUGCUUUGGCACUUUUAAAUAUCGCAGGAUACAUACAAAAUGUAGCAUUUGGAAUCGGAUCUUCUGCAAAUGGUGCUAAGAACUCCAACUCCCUCCGCCAAAAAACAGUAUAUCAAGAAUACAAAGACAAGGAAUGUAAAGACAUGUAUGAAACUUUUGCAGCAAUAGAUCAUGCAAAAGAGGCGUUACCACUUUUACUAAAACUUGCUGAGAAUACAAACAGUUAUUCGGUUAAUUCUACAGAAAAUGAAAACAAAACUAUAUAUUCUAAGAAAAUUGGAAAUAUCGAUAUUGGAAGGCUUCAUCUUACUAUUCCUCUGCCUCUAAGUCUCAAAUUUAUUAAUGGAAAUGGUGCUCGUUUAUACUCCAAAUAUUUAAUCUUGUUUGAAAAACUUAACAUAGAUGGAAACCAUGUAAACUCUCAAAAAAGAUAUGCUUUAGGUGCAGGAAUUAAACAAACAAAUGACACAUUCGUAAUUGUUUGUCCUACAAGAACUCUAAAUUAUAUAGGUGAAAUCAAUCAUGAAACUGAUUUGAAAGAAAUAAUAAAAAAUACAAAAUCAAUCGAAACUGGAAUUGAUCCUGAGGAAGCAUUAACCAAAUUAGCUGACAACAUAGCCGAAUUUGUAAUUAAAAGAACCGAAGAUGAUAAAAUUCAUGUUACUUAUAUCAACGCUAUCUAUGAUAAUGGCAAUUCUACCGAGUAUGCCCACAAUAAAAGACAGAGAGAUCAUGAAUAUACAAAAAUCCUAAAGUUAUCAGAACGCAUUAUAUCUAAUGAAUUCGAUUAUCCUCCACGUAAAGGUGUUUAA